ACACAAGGUACAACUGCGUUGCGUAUACACGGGUAGUAUGGACGCGUUAGUUAUGGCGGAUGAUAAAGGAUCAUAUGCACCAGUACAAAAUGAUAAGUCGAAAGUGGUCAUCAGAAAAGACCCAUCGCGUACGCUUAGGUGGAUCAUAGGUGGGAUCAUUGUGUCGGUUGCUCUGUUGAUAGCGGAGAUGUGGUGCCUCGUUAGCACUGUCCAGUCGAUCAACAACUUGCAGAAUGCUGACCACCAGAGCACACCACCUACAAGCAGCAGUCUACGAAGUCCGUUUCAGCUACCUACGGUUCCCUGCAACAAAUCGCUGCCUUGCUUUGUGGUGGAAGAUGACAUUUAUACAAAACUGGUGAAACUUUUUAAUGGUGCAAAGCGGCAAACCAUGAUUAGGACGGAAAACCGGAAAAACAAAAGCAAAUCUGGGUUGAUGACCAGGCAAAACUGUGAACAAUUCUCUGUUUCAAAUUGUACUGGUAGUCAUCUAGACUGGAGAAGUGAUUUCGGUAGAAUCAACAGUGAAUCAAAUGGAUCGGUAGUAAUCAGUCAAAACGGUACUUAUGGAAUGUAUACUAUAUUUACUCUAAAGUGCCCGUAUGGCAAUUCUAUAAACAAGACUGAAGUCACACAUCGUGUAAACAGACAAAAACAUAACGAUGCUUCCGAGGUGCUGUUUGAAAGGAAAAUUGUUUUAAAACCACCGAAUCAAGCCUUCAGAACGAGUACGUUUUUUGAAUAUGUAGAUUUACUCAAAGGGGAUCAGGUAUACCCUUCACUAUCAGACACAUCGUUCCUAUUUCGAAGCCCAAAGGCCAACAUGUGGGGAGUUUUCCUGAUCAGAUAAAAUUCGCAAUGAUUUCCUGCAUUGCGAGCUAAAAAUGUAGACGCGAUGUCUACAUCUUUGGCGAGCAAUGCAGAAAAUCAUUGCGAUCAAUGCUUACAACCUGAAAUGCCCCGUUUCAUCAAUAACUAACAGACAGUCUUCUGUGAUGUAAUAUUUUACCUAGAUUUCCAUAGUUUCAUAACGGGUGACGUCGAUUUAGCAGAAGACGCUUAACUUUCCAGAAUAUGUCUUAUGUUUCAUGAAUUUCUCUGGGGUCUCUGGGGUCUCUAGGGUCUCCCUAUGUCUGGAGUCUCUGGGAUCUCAGGGGGUCUCCCUAUUUCUGGGGUCUUUGGGGUCUCCUUGUCUAUGGGGUCUCUGGGAUCUCAGGGGGUCUCCCUAUCUCUGGGGUCUCUGGGGUCUCUUUGUCUAUGGGAUCUCUGGGGUCUCAUGGGGUCUCAGGGAGUCUCCCUAUCUCUGGGUUCUCCCUAUCUCAGGGGGUCUCUGAGGUCUUUGGGGUCUCCCUAUCUCCGGGGUAUCUGGGGUCUCUGGGGUCUCCCCAUCUCUGAGGUCUCUGGCGUCUCCCUAUCUCUGGGGUAUAUGGGGUCUCUGGGGUCUCCCUAUAUCUUGGGUCUCCCUAUCUCUGUCGUCUCUGGGGUCUCCCUAUAUCUGGGGUCUCUGGGGUCUCAGAUGUAUCAGGGGUCUCAGGGGUCUCUAUGGACUCUGGAGACUCUGGGGGCUCUGGGGUCCCCCUAUCAAUAUUUUCUUCGAAUUACGGUUUUUUUACUACGUCGAAGUUCUCUUUAUUGUUUUGUGUACGUGUGAGUGUGUUUUGCGUGAACUAAUGUUAUUUUUAUAAUUUUUGUAUUACAUAACCGUGUACAAACAAGGAUACAUAUAGUUUUUUUCAUAAUCGUCUUUUGAUCUGAGAUAUUUUAUGAGAAUCAAAUGUAAACAUAUUUAUAAUUAUAUAUGGUGGAAAAAAGCAAUAAUGGAAAUAUUAUACCAAUAUGUACACCUGUAAUUUAACGAAUCGUCCGUAUUCCUUAAUCAAAGUGCCGUGGCUUACUUAGAACAUAGAAGGACAGUAUUGAGAUUCAGAAGCACGAAGUCAGGUUAAAGGCAAAAUCCAUGUAUUUGUACCCUUAACAUCAAUAGUGGAUCUUUGACCUGAUUAUAAAAGUUGAUCGGUUAUGUUAUUAAUAAGUAUAAAUUUAUAAUCAAAUACCUUUUUGCGAAUUGACUCUACGAUAACUAGUUUUUUUCAUAUGUUUUAAUAUAUAUUUAGCGUAUUACAAUGUAACAAAAAUUUGCUAAAAGUUCCACCAACGAGGUAUGAUUUGCCGAAUAUAUACGAUUUUAUGGCGUUGCGACCCGUUAAAUGAUUUAUAUCUUUAAUAUUAACCAUGUUUUCAUCUUUCGUUUGGUGUUGUCGUAUGAUAUCGUGUGGAAGUUUUACUGCACAGAAUGUCAGACGAGAUAGUUCCGUUAAAUAGCAUCAUAAAUUCCAUUAACACUAUUUUCAUUCCAUCAUAUUUUCUAUUUUUAUUUUUUUGUGUAAGUUGCACGUAUAUGUAAUUAUACCUAUCAAAUUAAGAUUUUUAGGCAAUCAUUUAUCAUUUUCAUGUUAUCUUUCAAUUUAUUUACGUUGCAAAUAUCUUCUUUGAUAUGAUUAACAUACAAUAUAUACACUAGAACACACAAAUGUAGAAUAAGAACAUUUGUUUUCUAGUGUUAUUCCCUCCGGUUCGAGUAAUCGGGAUAUCUUGUCCUUUUUCUCAAUCAAUAAGACAUCGAGGAGACCAAAACGAAUCGUCUAAAUCAAUUGAAAUGGCUUGUAUAUAUAUUUUGUAAUUUCAUUCCUUUCUACACCACCCAUCUACUGGCUUACUUCCAUACCUCUGUUGAAACAUUUACCAUUGGAUAUCUUCCAGCACGUGACCCUUUACAACUUCCUUCUGUUGACGGACAAAACCAUGAAAAAUCAUUUUAUAUUAUUGCUAUUUGUAUGUUUUUAGCUAAUAAAGAUAAUAAAUGAUGAAUAAUCAUUUAUACUAUUUUUCGUGAAUUAUGUUGUUGAAUGUUGGUAAAUGCUAAUUUAGAAUACUUGUAAAGAAAUGAAUUCAAGUAUUUUCCUAUUGAUUUCUUCAUCUUACCCGGUGUUUUUAUUCCGUUGUGAAGUUUUAUUUUAAUGGGUGUAUAAUGAAAAGGUGGAACUGGUCAGGAUAUAAAACGUUCCCUAUCAAGUUCUUAUAUGAUUGAUGGAUAACAAGACAACGAUACAGAAAACAUUAAGAUAUAGGGAUGUUUACCCUUCAUAGAUUUCGUUGUACUUAUGAUAUUUCGGAUCACAGGUUCAAAGGUUGUUGCUAAGACAAUACCGUGACUACCACAGUAUUGUUCAUUCAGCUGAGUUUUUAAUAGACCCGCCAUUUGUCAUACAAUACGCGCUGUUACAUAAUGAAUGUGAGUUAUAAUAAUAACAUUUUAAACAACGACUUUGCUUUGUUUUAGAACUAUAUUGUAUUGACAAUAAUGAAUGUGAGGUAUAAUAUUAACAUUUUAAACAACGACUUUGCUUUGAUUAAGAACUAUAUUGUAUUGACAAUAAUGAAGAUGAGGUAUAAUAUUAACAUUUAAAACAAUGACUUUGCUUUGUUUUAGAACUAUAUUGUAUUGACAAGUCUUUCAAUAAGUUCAUAUGUCUAUGUACCAUAAUAAAGGAUUAAAUGCAGUGCGAUUUUAUAUCCAGAGAAAAUUAAGACAAGAAAAUCAAAUUAAAGGUAAUUAUCACGCUACUUCUGAUUUGUUGGGAUUCUAGGAAUAACAGAUAAUAUGAACAAUACAUCUAAGCGUAUUUUAAAGAGAAAAAUAUUCUUAAACGCCUCAAUAGGUGUUUUGUUGAAACGGUAUCUCACCAUUUUAACAAUUCAAAGAUGACAAAAUAUUCUGUAGGAAUACCCUUUUAUUUAUUAAGUACCUUACGUUUAAUUAAAAAUUUCCGUAUACAUUGUCCUCUGUAUAUAUGAAAGACAAACUAUUAAACAUUCAUUCCUGA
Mizuhopecten yessoensis (Yesso scallop) is the source of this 3884-nucleotide messenger RNA. RefSeq lists its product as uncharacterized. Lineage: Eukaryota; Metazoa; Mollusca; Bivalvia; Pectinida; Pectinidae. The record is from RefSeq and is a predicted model, not a curated record. The transcript has 2 exons. Gene Ontology annotation, molecular function: protein binding. The coding region runs from base 38 to 850 and encodes 270 amino acids.